Trematosphaeria pertusa is the source of this 499-nucleotide messenger RNA. RefSeq lists its product as uncharacterized. Lineage: Eukaryota; Fungi; Ascomycota; Dothideomycetes; Pleosporales; Trematosphaeriaceae. The record is from RefSeq and is a predicted model, not a curated record. Bases 153 to 437 code for a protein of 94 amino acids. The transcript has a single exon.
CUUGCUAUCCGUUUUGGCUGGCGUAGCUGGUGGCUUCGGAUCGCGCGAUGCCAAUCUGGGAUUCAACAUCGGGACCGGGUUGCUGGCGGCUUUGUCAACAGUACAGGCGAUCUUGAUGUUGUGGCAGACGCGAGGUCACGCUUAGCUUGAUCAUGGACUGUCCUUGCCUGGUAGAUCCAGAAUCUAUCUCUUUCCUUAUCGUCCGGAAACGUAACUGGGCUGUGUUAGUCAUCCUAUUCUUGAACCUCUGGGCACUCUGUAUUCCUUCCCAGCCAACAGCGACUCGCAAGCGUGAUAGAAGGAUCUAUGAGCUCGAUUUCGGUAGCGUCACUUCCAAGGCCAGGUACGAGCCAGAGCGAUGGAGUGCUAUCCAGUCUUUAGGCUUCGGGAUUCGGGAUUCGGAAAGCUCAUUUCAAGACCUUGCCGAUCUUGGCUGAGAGUCCGGCCGAUGCGAGCUUCAGUUGAUCAGUGUGAGUGAUGAAUGUGACCGGCUAUGUGU